CAGCACUUCGACUGACGAAGUCUGCAGGAACAGUUGGUAUCUCGCACGUCCGCACAAACUCCGAAAUGACGUCGCGGAGCGUCCACAAACAAGUCGUGACGACCACGACGACGACGACGACGUCGUCCCAGUACGUUUCGCAGCAAGACCGCGCGGACAGCCCGGCGAACCCGGGUUCGCCUCGGACAUCUCGCUCGUCGGACACCAACGCCGGCGGGAGCCGGGAACGCUCGAGCUCGCCGCUCUCGGCGUCCAGGGUUGCGAGAAUUCAGGAGAAGAACGAGCUGGCCCACUUGAACGACCGGCUGGCUGCGUACAUCGACCGCGUUCGUCACCUAGAGUCCGAAAACAGCAAGCUGACCAAACAGAUGACGAUCCAGGAGACCCAAACACGGGAAGUCGCCAGCGUUAAAAUCCUGUACGAGCGUAAGCUUGCCGACGCACGCCGCACCGUCGACCUGACCGCAAACGAGAAGGCCAAACUGCAGCUCGACGCCAAGAAGUGGCAGACAGAGGCCGAGACCCUGCGAACGAAACUCGCCAAACGAGAACGCGAGUGGUCCGCAGCUCAGCAACAGGUCACGUCGCUCCAAUCUCAAAACGUCGACCUCCAGGGACGUCUGAAUCAGGCCCUUCCACAACUCAAGGAUGCGGAGGCAGAGCGGGACGCGAUGGCGAAGGAGCUUGAGAAGCUCCGCAAAGAGCUGGAGGCGGAGAUUCUGCGGAACGUCGAGCUGCGGAACAGGGCCAAGACUCUCUCCAAAGACCUGGAUUUCCGGAAGUCCCUCUACGAGAAGGAGCUCCAGGAGGUGCGCGUGGCCAAGCAGACGGAGACCACGGAGAUCGACGGGCGGCUGAGGGAGGGCUACGAGCUGCGCCUGGCGGACACGCUGGUGAAACAGCGAGAACUGUACGAGUCGCAGAUGCAGCUCGACCGGGAGAAAACGCAGAACAUCUACGAGAACAAGAUGCGUGACCUGCAGAGACUGCUCGAGCAGAGCUCCAGCGAUAGCUCCAGCAAGAUGGAGGAGAUGCGAGCGUACAAGUCGCGCAUCGAGGGACUCAACUCCAAGAUCUCGGAGCUCGAGUCGCAGAACCUGUCCCUGACGGCCCGUGUGCGAGACCUGGAGCGUCUGCUGGACCAGGAGCGGGAGUGGCACGGCCGGGCCCUGAUGGCCAAGGAGGAAGAGGUCUCCCGGUUGCGGGCGGAGAUCGAGGACCAGCUGCGGGAGUACCAGAACCUGCUGGACAUCAAGGUGGCUCUGGACCUCGAGACUGCCGCGUACCGCAAGCUCCUGGAGGGCGAAGAGUCCCGGCUGCACAUUACGCCCAGCGCAUCUACCAGCGGGGCUGAGAUGUACACCAGUCCGCUGCUCCGAGGCGCCAAGCGCAGGCUGACCUUCUCCCACCGGGAGGAGCAGUCAAACUUCGACGUCCAGGUCUCCGCAUCCGCCAAGGGGGACCUGGAGAUCUCGGACCACUGCCCAGUCGGAAAAUACGUCAUCGUAAAGAACAAGGGCACGAAGGAGAUUCCAUUGGCUGGCUGGCGGAUUGACCGGAGGUCCGGCAACGAUGAGUUCACCUUCCGGUUCCACCGGACCCACGUAAUCCAACCGGGAACCACCAUCACGGUAUGGAGCUCCGACGCCGGUGCAGCACACAGCCCUCCGUCGGACCUGGUCAUGCGCAACCAGCAGUGGCCCCACGUUGAACCGAUGCGCACAGCCUUGCUCAGCGCUGAUGGGGAGGAGGUGGCCUUUCGGGAAAAUCGGCGGCGUCAGUUCAGGCGCCUCUCGGAAAGGUCGUCUGGCGCGGGAGGAUAUUCGACGGGGCGUGAGCCCUUUUUCCAAUAGCACGAUUCCAACGACCCCAACUGCUGCUGCGUGAUGUAAAGAAGAAAGAAAAAAAAUGAAAAAGUCAUCAGAGUGGCGGAACCUUAGUGCCAUUUAUUUUAUUGGUUAUACUUCUUUUUCCUUUCUCUGUAAUUCUCUCUUA
Molecule: messenger RNA, 1995 nt
Organism: Ixodes scapularis (black-legged tick)
Lineage: Eukaryota; Metazoa; Arthropoda; Arachnida; Ixodida; Ixodidae
Product: lamin Dm0-like
Exons: 10
Coding region: 66-1853 (595 amino acids)
Source: RefSeq, a predicted model, not a curated record